AUGGCUGACCCGUCUAAGCUAGCACUCAAGGGCUCGUGUAAGAUUGUCACCGACUAUUUUGAAUUCGCCAUCAACAGUAUUCUUUUUCAAAGGGGCAUCUAUCCAGCAGAAGACUUCCAAACCGUGAGGAAGUACGACUUACCAUUAUUGGUGAAUGUGGACGAUGAUGUAAAGGAUUAUAUACUGAAGAUCAUGUUGCAGAUCAAAAAGUGGAUCUAUGGUAAGAAAAUCGUCAAGUUAGUGUUGGUUAUCGUGUCAAAAACAACUGUCGAAACUGUGGAGCGGUGGGAAUUCAAUAUCAAUAUAAACGAAGAGAACCAAAGUGGGGAUGUUCCAGAAAAGAGCAGACAGGAGACAAAGAAGGAGAUCCAAGCUAUAAUUCGUCAAAUCACCUCGCUGGUGUCGUACUUGCCAAUGUUGAAAGACGAUGACUACACCUUCAACGUGAUGGUAUACACCGAUCCAAAUAACCCUGCGCAUGUGCCCAUUGAGUGGUUGGACACUAACGGGGACCAAAAGAUGUUGGAGGGCGAUGUGGAGCAAGUCAAUUUUACCUCAUUCAGCACAGAUAUCCACAAAGUAGGAACAGUAGUUAGCUACAAGGUGGACUAA
This is a messenger RNA of Suhomyces tanzawaensis NRRL Y-17324, 612 nucleotides long. RefSeq names its product spindle checkpoint protein (gene MAD2). The coding region runs from base 1 to 612 and encodes 203 amino acids. Lineage: Eukaryota; Fungi; Ascomycota; Pichiomycetes; Serinales; Debaryomycetaceae. The record is from RefSeq and is a predicted model, not a curated record. Gene Ontology annotation, biological process: mitotic spindle assembly checkpoint signaling. Gene Ontology annotation, cellular component: kinetochore; cytoplasm; nucleoplasm. The transcript has a single exon.